Sabethes cyaneus is the source of this 825-nucleotide messenger RNA. Its product is annotated as trypsin-7-like. The record is from RefSeq and is a predicted model, not a curated record. Lineage: Eukaryota; Metazoa; Arthropoda; Insecta; Diptera; Culicidae. The transcript has 4 exons. The coding region runs from base 1 to 825 and encodes 274 amino acids. Gene Ontology annotation, molecular function: serine-type endopeptidase activity. Gene Ontology annotation, biological process: proteolysis.
AUGAAGGUAUUCGUAGUACUCGCUUUGUGUGUGGCAGCUGCCGUAGCAGGUCCCGAUGAGGACGUUUGGUUGCGUUACAACCGACGUAUGCCCGGGUCAUACUACACGAUGCAGCCGCUCGAAAGACCCCCGAUUAAUGGCCGCAUCGUCGGAGGUAUCGACGCUGACAUCGAAGACUUCCCGUACCAGCUGUCGCUGCGUCGCGGUGGAUCGCACAUCUGCGGUGCCUCGAUUAUCUCCGAUCGGUGGGCCCUGUCGGCCGCUCACUGCACCUAUCCUACUCCGGUUCUGUCCACUAUAACACUCCGUGGAGGUUCGAAUAAUCGUCUCGAAGGUGGUGUUUUAUUUGACGUUGAACGUAUUGAGAAUCAUCCUGCCUACGUCGACCCGACUCUGGAAAACGAUGUCUCCCUUCUGCGCAGUACAGUUGAAUUCGCAGGAGCCAACAUUGCCGCUAUUGCUCUAGUUCCGGUCGACACCUACUUUUCAGCAGGUACCCGAGCUGUCGUGUCCGGAUGGGGUCUAACCAGUGUUCCCGGAUCGCUGCCAAUCAUUCUUCAAAAGGUUGACAUUCCCAUUAUUGACCAAGAAACCUGCAGAGCUGGAUGGCCGGUUGGCUGGGUUACCGAUGAUAUGCUCUGCGCCAGCGAACCAGGUCGUGAUGCUUGUAAUGCAGAUAGCGGUAGUCCGCUGGUUACUGGUGGACUUCAGAUCGGUGCUGUCUCGUGGGGUUCCGACUUCUGCUUAGGCAACGAGCCCGGAGUCUUCGCACGUAUUGCCUUCCCGGUGAUCCGCAACUGGAUCGCAGAGGUCAGUGGCGUCUAA